Bactrocera neohumeralis is the source of this 1063-nucleotide messenger RNA. Its product is annotated as putative nuclease HARBI1. The record is from RefSeq and is a predicted model, not a curated record. The transcript has 3 exons. Lineage: Eukaryota; Metazoa; Arthropoda; Insecta; Diptera; Tephritidae. The coding region runs from base 54 to 890 and encodes 278 amino acids.
CGCAAAAAUGGCCAAACAAAAUAUUUUAGUAGAAGAAAUUUUGAAUUUAAUUGAUGGUAAAGGACUUGUUGCAUUAUUUGCGCAGAAAAAAGAGCCAAGGACCAUACCAAAAAAAUAAAAAAUAUUUGGAAACCAUAAAUGGGAUGCCAAAUGACGUGUUUUAUAGUCAUUUCCGAAUGCAAAUCUCAACUUUCGAGAAAUUACAUUGUAUGCUCGAACCUUUAUGGAGUAAGCUAUCUACUGGACGUCCUCGAGGUUUGUUGAAGAAGUGUUUCUAUAUGACAAAAAGGAAACUUUGCAAUCAGAGCAGCCUUCGCGAAGUUAGUGAUCGUUUCAAUAUUGGAAUGGGAGCUUGUUACAGAGGCCUUAUUCAAUGCAUACAAAUUAUAUCUGCGCAGAAGCAGAUUAUUGCAUUUCCAACGACUGAGCUGACCCAAAAGAGGGUUAUGGAAGCUUUUGAGUCUUGCCGAUCACAUUCAUUCCCUUAUGUUUUGGGAUGUAUUCUUGGGACUCAUAUACAAAUUUUGCAGCCGACCAAGGAUGGCAUUAGUUACUACAAUCGGAAGGGAACACAUUCUGUUAUAGCUGUUGCUGAUAGCAAUAUGCGAUAUCUCGACGUUUUUAUAGGCUAUCUCGGUCGGUGUCACGACGCAGCAGUGUGGUCAGCUAGCCCAUUGAAGCGAGAAAUUGUAAAUGGUCUCAUUUCAUUUCCUCCAGAAUGUCAUUUGCUUGGUGAUGCAGCGUAUCCCUUAGAAACAUAUUUAAUGGUACCUUUUAAGGACAAUGGGUUCCUAUCUGAAGCCCAAACAACAUACAAUAACAUUUUAAGUUCGACCAGAGUAUGUGUGGAACAAGCAUUUGGUGUGCUAAAAAAAAGUUCAGAAUAUUAAGUUUUUUAGAAGUUCACGUAAUUAAAUUGGCAAAGAAUAUUAUUAUUUCUUGUAUCGUACUUCAUAACUAUAUAUUGGAAGACGAAGGAACUCCUGACGGGGUGAUUAUUGAAAACGUGCCCUACACCGAGAUCAACACACUUCCAGCUGAUGGAAACCAACGAAGCGAAGCA